Marasmius oreades (fairy-ring Marasmius) is the source of this 207-nucleotide messenger RNA. RefSeq lists its product as uncharacterized. Bases 1 to 207 code for a protein of 68 amino acids. Lineage: Eukaryota; Fungi; Basidiomycota; Agaricomycetes; Agaricales; Marasmiaceae. The transcript has 2 exons. The record is from RefSeq and is a predicted model, not a curated record.
AUGUCUACUUCCGCCAUCAACGCGAGUACAAGACCAAAAGACUGCUUGUCAUGCAGAGUAAUCGGAACUACCACUCUUACUGGUGUUGGGGGCUAUGCAUUGUGGCAGUCUCGAACCAUCGCUGCUGGCACACCCUUACAGAAAAGACUCAUGAGCGGCGUUGGUGUCGCUCUUAUCCUGGGAGGAGGAUACAGAUGGUUCAACUGA